AUGGACACUACCAACACUUCUUCCCCUCCGCUCUUCGAAGGCUCUUCGUCGUUUGUCUCUCGUCAUCAUCAUGAAGAAGAUAAAAAACGAACCAAACUGAAAGAUGAAGAAGAAGAAGAAGAAAACACAAUCAUGAUUACAACAAACCAAUCUUCAUCCAAUACGAACCCAAUGACAACUAUUCCGCAAGUACUUGAAGUAACAGGAGUGAAUCAACAACAGCAACAACAGAAUUCAUCGGUUGCUGAUUCGUCCUUGCCAUCGUCCUCUUCUCCAACAACAUUGACUCGAAAUUAUUCCUCUUCCAAUCAACUUCAAGUCAAAUACUUGACACAUUUGAAUACCAAGAAUUGGCAAGUGGAUUUUAAUAAUUUUGCACUUGUCGAUACUUCAAAUAUUCAAAAUAAGGAAUUACUUGAAUUUUAUGAAAAACAAAAUGAAAUGGUUGAUGAAUAUGCAAAACUCUACAAGACGAAAUUAGAAAGUAGAAAUACUGAAGAAGCAGAAACUCAGGACAAUGAAGAAGGAAAUGAAACAGGAGGAACAACUCAUUUCGAAGUUUCAAGCGAUGGUGACGAUUCGAUCAAGAGAAGAAAUCCAGUUCAGUCGCCUCAAUUUGGAAAUGAAGAACACAUGUUUGAAACAGAAGAAACAGUGUCACCUGCCAUGAAGAAAUUAGAAAAUAUUUGUAUUCACUUGUCGUUUUGGGUGAAUGUGUGCUUGUUCUUGUUGAAAUGUUCAGCAAGUUUAUUGAGCGUUUCAUUGAGUGUGAUCACUUCAGCGAUUGACUCUGCUUUGGAUUUAUUGAGUGGAUUAAUUAUUUACAUUACAUCGAUUAUUCGAAAAAAGAAGAACAAUAUUUAUCAGUACCCCAUUGGAAGGAAUCGUUUGGAGCCAUUGGGAUUUGUAAUUUUUGCGACCUGUAUGUGCACAGCAUCGUUGCAAAUUAUUAAGGAAGGUUUGACACAAAUUGUGACUGGACUCAUUACAGGAGAGCCCUAUCUCAUUCGUGACGAUUCUUCAGGAAAUGCCAACGUUGAAUGGAUGUUUGGUAUAAUGAUUUCACAACGAGUUUCCACAAUUUUCUAUUACUAUGGUUUGGGAGUUUUACUUUUAACCAUUACUGUGAAAUUUAUUCUCUUUUUGAUUUGUCGACAAGUGAAGCACUCUCCAAGUGUUAUUGCCUAUGCCUUUGAUCAUCGAAAUGAUGUCUUGUCGAAUACUGUCCUUGUCAUUUCUGUAUUUUUGAGCAAAAUGUUGUGGUGGUUUGAUUCACUGGGUGCUACUAUUUUGAGUGUUUACAUUAUUAAGAGUUGGAUUGAAGAAUCGAUGGAACAUAUUACAAAACUUGUAGGACUAGCUGCCGAUUCAGAAUAUCAUCAAAAACUGACUUUCAUCGCUCUCAAUCACAGUCCUCUCAUUACCAAAGUCGACACAGUCCUCGCCUAUUACAGUGGCUCGAAUAUCAUUGUUGAAAUUGAUAUUGUCUUGCCAGAAGAUACUCCUUUAAAGGAAAGUCAUGACGUCGGAGAGUCUCUACAAAAGAAGAUUGAAUCAUUGCCCGAUGUAGAACGAUGUUAUGUCCAUAUGGAUUAUGAAUAUGAUCAUAGAAAAGAUUACGAACACGUGAUUAAGGAUGAAUAA
Messenger RNA from Naegleria lovaniensis, 1644 nucleotides. RefSeq lists its product as uncharacterized. Bases 1 to 1644 code for a protein of 547 amino acids. The transcript has 3 exons. Gene Ontology annotation, biological process: transmembrane transport; monoatomic cation transport. Gene Ontology annotation, molecular function: monoatomic cation transmembrane transporter activity. Gene Ontology annotation, cellular component: membrane. NCBI's taxonomy places the organism in Eukaryota, Heterolobosea, Eutetramitea, Acrasida, Naegleriidae. The record is from RefSeq and is a predicted model, not a curated record.